Lactuca virosa is the source of this 717-nucleotide messenger RNA. Lineage: Eukaryota; Viridiplantae; Streptophyta; Magnoliopsida; Asterales; Asteraceae. The record is from the annotation of a GenBank genome assembly.
AUGGGUUUUCUGUUGCUUGUGUCCCUAGGUUUACUGUCGCUUGCGUCCAUUGGUUAUAUGGCUCUUGCUGUCAUUGGUACUCGGUGCAACCCUGCCAUUGGUUCUGUAGCUCUUCCUGCGGUUGGUAUUCGGUCCCUUGCAUUUAUUGGUUCUGUGGCUCCUGUUGCCAUUCAUGUGCGGUCUGUUGCGUCCAUUAGUUGUAUGGUUGCUGCUGCCAUAGAUGUUCGGUCUGUUAUGUCUAUUGGUUGUCUGGCUGCUGCUGCCAUUGAUGUUCGGUCUGUUGUAUCCAUUGGUUGUCUGGCUGUUGCUGCCAUUGUUGUUCGGUAUGUUGCGUCCAUUGGUUCUCUGGCUCAUGUUGCCAUUGGUUUUCGGUCGCUUGCGUCAGUUCCUCUUCUGUCGCUUUUGUCCCACUUCCUGACACCCGAACUGAGGAAAUGUGAUUACUUUGAAUGGAAAGAUGUUGCACUGGAAGAUGGUUACUACAAAAACCUCAUCUAUUCCAUGAAGCAGCAGUUGGAUUCCAAAGAGGAUCUUGGUGUCAUAAAAAACUUAAGGACUAAGAAUGCUGAGUUGGAAUUUCUCCUGAGUAAGGAGAAGAAUCUAGUGGCAAGCAUGGACAAGGGGAUGUGUGAUUCCAAGAAGAGCAUACACAUGUACAAGCUGUUGGUAGUUGUUCUAGUUGUUGGGUAUCUCAUGUUUGUUUUGUUUUUACGUUAG